GGUGCACUUUUCAUCACACCAUCAUCUCAUCCAUCUCUGACAUUUGAAAGAUAUAAAGUGUCCUUUGGCAAGGAAAGAAUACAAGGAGUGAUCAAGGAUUUUGUUUUGACAUGGCUGGAAAAUAGACCUUCUCCUUCUACCCUUUGGAGAUUCUAUCAGGAGAUGGCUAAAGUCAUCAAGGACUUUCAUAUGGUGUCUAGAGAGAUGUGUGAUGGUGUUCUUAAAAAUGAAAAGCUGAUGGAAAAGCUGAAGAAAGGCAAAUUUGAAGUCUUACUGUCAGACCCAGUAUUCCCUUGUGGUGAUAUAGUAGCUUUAAAGCUGGGAAUACCAUUCAUCUAUUCCUUGAGGUUUUCUCCAGCCUCAAAUGUCGAAAAGCACUGUGGGAAGGUACCAUACCCUCCUUCCUAUGUUCCUGCUAUUUUAUCAGAACUCACUGACCAGAUGACUUUUGCUGAUAGGGUAAGGAAUUUCAUCUCCUACCACCUCCAGGACUACAUGUUUGAAACUCUCUGGAAACCAUGGGAUUCCUACUACAGUAAAGAGUUGG
Messenger RNA from Octodon degus (degu), 547 nucleotides. Its product is annotated as UDP-glucuronosyltransferase 2A1-like. Lineage: Eukaryota; Metazoa; Chordata; Mammalia; Rodentia; Octodontidae. Gene Ontology annotation, molecular function: UDP-glycosyltransferase activity. The record is from RefSeq and is a predicted model, not a curated record. The transcript has a single exon. The annotation marks the transcript as partial.